AACUAUUGAAUACAUUACGUUUUUAAGAUAAAAUAAUGGGCAUAUAAUUCGUAAUUGCAUGUAUGUAUUUUGCUUAUUUAUUUAUUACUUAUUUGAUUUAUUGUUAUAGGUGCAAAAUGACAGAAAAAGGCAUUUGAACCAACCACAUCCUACUCGGGUUUUGAAGACGUAAGAGUUUUUUUCUUCUAAAGCAGAAUCACUCAAGCGGAUGAGACUGGAUAAAUUGGGAAGUUAUCACACAGCUUCAUUUGAAAUAGCUUUUAUGAUAGCAAAGCAAAAGAAACCUCAUACUAUCGGUGAAGAAUUAAUAAAACCAUGUGUCCUAAAAGCCACGCAGAUAAUUUUAGGAGAAGAUGCAAAGCAAAAAAUGAAGUCUAUUUCUCUUUCGAAUAACACAGUCAAGCGUAGACUCGAUGACAUUGCAGCAGACAUAAAGUCACCAAUAAUUAACAAAGUAAAAUUAUCGCCAGUUUUGCCAUUAGUUGCGAUGAAUCCACCGACUUCGUUAAUUGUGCACCGUUAAUAGUUUAUGUUCGUUACAUCGGCGGAGAUAUCCUUCAAGAAGAGAUUUUGUACUCCCAAUCUUUGACAGCAGGUACUACAUCUGAAGAUAUAUUUAAUUCAAUAUCAAAUUUUGUUGAAAAAAAAUAUUUGGAUUGGCAUAAAC
Acanthoscelides obtectus is the source of this 667-nucleotide messenger RNA. The record is from the annotation of a GenBank genome assembly. Lineage: Eukaryota; Metazoa; Arthropoda; Insecta; Coleoptera; Chrysomelidae.